Messenger RNA from Balaenoptera acutorostrata (minke whale), 2079 nucleotides. RefSeq names its product NUT family member 2D-like. The transcript is spliced from 9 exons. Bases 1 to 2079 code for a protein of 692 amino acids. The record is from RefSeq and is a predicted model, not a curated record. NCBI's taxonomy places the organism in Eukaryota, Metazoa, Chordata, Mammalia, Artiodactyla, Balaenopteridae.
AUGUCCACAGAGUUCCAGGUCUUGGGAGACAGCCUAAAGCCUCAGUCCCACUUGCCCAUUCUCCUCCUCCAUUCACUCCUUUCCUUUUCCUCAACAGCAUCUCCAGUGCUGGGAACGGAUGUGACCAUGAACCCCGGUGCCUCCUUGUCUACUUUCACGGCAGUGCCCUUCCCUCCACCCAUUCCUGGUGCCCAGCACCGGCCACCCUGGCAGCAGCACCUGCCACGUCCCAUCACCCCAGCAUUCCCUCCUGGCAGCAGCCUGCUGCUGCCAGCUUUCCCCAGGACGCCUUUGGUGGCUAAUGGUGGCCGUGGCCCCAGUGCCCCUGGGGCUUGCAACCUCAUUCUCCAAGUCAGGUCACAAGGGAGGCCAGUGGAGGCCACCUACACUCAGACCUUUGUCGUUACUCAGGCCCCCCUCACCUGGAGCGCUCUAGGGGCCCUUAGCAGGAGUGCUGCAUGUCCUGCACCCGAAUUCAUAGCAACCCCUGUGAUGGGGACUGUUGUGACUGCUCCAGCUGUUGGACUUAGUCAGGCUGGCAAGGGAGGCUGGACCCCAGGCUUUCCUCCUCAAGCUCCACCACCAGCUGCCCAGCUGGCCCCUAUCAUUCGCCCAGUGAACUCUGGGUCAUGGCCACAUGGCACUUCCAGGGAGGGCCGCCUGGCCACCAACCAGUCCAACGCCUCGCAGGAUGGCUCCUCUAACCCCCAGAGAGAGUACAGUAACUUCCGACGUAGGCAGCACAUCAAGCCCCUGGCCCGGAGACACUUUCGCCUGAGUCCUGAUGCAGAAGCUUUUUCCUGCUUUCUCAUCCCAGUGCUUCGAUCCGUGACCCGCCUGAAUCCCACCAUGCCGCUGGAGGAGGGACUGCGGAGGGCCGUGCAGGAAUGGCGGCGCUUGAGCAACCUUGACCGGAUGAUCUACUACGAGAGGGCGGAAAAGUUCAUGGAAUUUGCGGCCGAGGAGGAGAUACACAUUCAGAAUUUGCAGUGCAUGCAGUGCGCGCAGGACCUGCCUCCUCCAGCCCCACCGAAGCUGGAUCCUCGGGGGCCCCCAGCCCCGUAUGUGGACAGGAUGGAGGCGCUGGUGGGGCCCGUCCACUCAGGCAGAGGCAAGUCACAUGCAGAAUGUGGAAAGGACGGAAAUGAGCCGAAGCAGGAAGAGGACGACACCUACAUGGACCCGUGUCUCUUGAGCUACAUGGACGAGCUGCGUUCCCGGGAAGACUCUGUCACCAAGGAGAUUCCCCCUGAGACUGUGAGGGAGUAUGUGGACAGGAUGGAGGCGCUGGUGGGGCCCGUCCACUCAGGCAGAGGCAAGUCACAUGCAGAAUGUGGAAAGGACGGAAAUGAGCCGAAGCAGGAAGAGGACGACACCUACAUGGACCCGUGUCUCUUGAGCUACAUGGACGAGCUGCGUUCCCGGGAAGACUCUGUCACCAAGGUGGAGGCAGUCAUUCACCCUCGAUUCCUGGCAGAAUUGUUUUCCCCAGACCCACAUCUGGAUCUCUUGGCCCUUGCUGAGGAGCUGGAGCAGGAGGAAGGACUCACCCCUGAAGAACUGGUGCAGAAACGACUCCUGGCCUUGGGUCAAAGGUACACUGGCCCUCUACUGGGACCCAGGAAUGCGUCUGUUCUGAGAGAGGCGUCUCCUGUUCCGGAGGCCCGAGGGCCCAGGGACGCGUCCAGUGAGGACGAGGAGGUGCUCUCCAGCCUGGCCUUCCUCUUUGCCUCUCCGCAGAGCCUGCCGCCUUGCGGUCUGUCCCAGAGUGCUGCCCCUGCCUCAGGCCUGGCCUCCCCUGGAGGUUGGGGGGCCCAGAGUGCUCCCCAGGCCCCCUCCCCUCAGAGAAGAGGCCCCAGCCCGGCUCCACCAGCCGCUCCCAAGUCGAGGAAGUGGGCUCUGUGUGGGCGCCCAGCCGCUGCUGAGAAGCUGCCCAUCCCCGGGGCUGGCCACAGGGUCUCUAAGAGGCCAGCCUUGGCUCUGGGGCUGGCUCGCCCCUCACAGCCGAGAAAGAGAAAGGGUGACCCGUUUGUCACAGGGAAGAGGAGGACGAAGAAGAGGAAGCACUGCAGCCAGUAG